Messenger RNA from Trematosphaeria pertusa, 459 nucleotides. RefSeq lists its product as uncharacterized. NCBI's taxonomy places the organism in Eukaryota, Fungi, Ascomycota, Dothideomycetes, Pleosporales, Trematosphaeriaceae. The transcript has 2 exons. The record is from RefSeq and is a predicted model, not a curated record. The coding region runs from base 1 to 459 and encodes 152 amino acids.
AUGUGGGAUGGGCGAGUGUUGCGCAUCCUCCUGCAAACAGCCGCCAUGGGCCAAUUGCUGGCGCGGCGCGGGAUCACCCUCAAAGAAACGCCCGGUGCAAGCACGAAGGUUGUCCUGUCGUCCGCAUACGAGAUGUUCCGGCAAUUACUCUGGAUAUGGCCGUCCCAUAUUGGCCGUCCAGCCACAAGCUGGAUCGACGCCGCUCGCUGGCCAGGCGACAGGCUUGCGACUGCAUGCUGCUGCUGCAGCGUCACCCACACUGUCGAAUCCUCUGGCGGACGGCCAAUGGCGGGCUCCCGCAAGGCAGAAGGCAGACGGCAGCGCUGUGAAGCCACUCCAGGCUCAACUAGACUAUUAUCAGCGGACAGCGGAGGAGACGUGAGAGAAGGCCGUGGAGGCAGAAGCUGGUGGAAUCCGAGCGCAGCCGCCGUCUCGUCGCUGGCUGCCCGACGCGGUUGA